UUCCCUUUUGUUAGUUCAACAUUACGCUUCGUCAAACUUAAACGUUUUAUGUUAUUUCUAACAUAAAUAUUUAUAUGCAGUUGAAAUACAACAAAAAACCUUGUGAACAUAACUUUAUAAAACAAUGUCAAAAGUGGUAUAUUUUGUUUUAUUGAUAUUUGCAGUGUUAGGUAUAGUAUUUGGAAGAAUUGUGGACAAGAGAAAAUGUCCGGAAGUGAGAGCUGUACCGCACUUUGACCUGUCACAGUUGCUUGGAGAUUGGUACGUUGUGGAGUAUUAUGCGAGUGAAGAGGAAGCUCUGUCUUAUAGCUGUAUGAGAGCUGUCUUUACAGAAGAUGACCACGUCCAAGCAGAAGAUGGCACAGUGGAAUGGACGCCUGGUGUCACUAUGAACUUCACUUACCGCUUCGCCGACGAUCCCUUGGGCGAGAAUUUACUUGGCAACAUCACUUGGCGAGUGGACUUGAAUGAACCGGCACACUGGACGCAUUCUGAGAUUACUUAUGAUGGUAUAUAUAAUACAUACGUAUUAGACACUGAGUACAAAACUUGGGCACUUUUAUUACACUGUGCUGAACAAAGGGAGGGUACGAGAUUUCUCAGUGCGUUCGUGUUAUCAAGGAAGACAAGCUUAGCCAAGAAUGUGUUGGCUUAUUUAAGAGACAAGUUGCCAAGGUAUGAUGUUGACAUCAAUUAUGUAUUUCCUAUACCACAUAAGGACUGUUCCUCGAAGCCAGCAAUAGCCGACUUCUCUCCAAUACUUGUGGAGGUGAACAGCAAGAUCCCUAGGAAACCUGGAAUCAGCUACAAAGUAGCAUUCGGACAUUAGACUUCUCAAGUUAACAUAGAAAAUUAAUUAAUUAUUCCUUUAAAAUCAUAUUAAUUUUAUAAUGUGUAUA
Molecule: messenger RNA, 899 nt
Organism: Achroia grisella
Lineage: Eukaryota; Metazoa; Arthropoda; Insecta; Lepidoptera; Pyralidae
Gene: Karl
Exons: 5
Coding region: 125-829 (234 amino acids)
Source: RefSeq, a predicted model, not a curated record